AUGCAAGUGGGAAGGGAGGGGACUCCAGGUGUUGGCAGACAAUUCCACCAUCCCGAGCGGCAGAGGAAGGUAGUCGUGGCGCUGUACGACUACAAUGCUACAGACCCCGGAGACCUGUCGUUACGGAAACACGAUGAGUUGGAAGUGAUUGAAGACACACAGGAGCACUGGUGGAAGAUGAGGAACAUUCAGACAGGGCUUGAGGGCUUCGCACCUAGCAACUAUGUCAGAGAACGUGGAACAAUGGGCUUACAGCAGUACGAGUGGUAUCUAGGAGACGCCACUAGACAGCGGGCAGAAGUGCUUCUAAUGCAGCAAGAGCGAGAAGGUGGUUUUGUCGUCAGGAAUUCCACUACUAACUCUGGGAUUUACACUUUAUCUGUCUUCUCUAAACAGUCUCACCCUCAAGUGAAACACUACCAUAUAAAGAAGGACCAAGAAGGAAACUACUAUCUCUCGCAUAACAUCAAGUGCCAGACUAUACCCGACUUGAUCUUCCGACACCAGCACAACCCAGGAGGCUUGUGUGCCAGACUCAGGCCUCCUGUGCAAGGCAAGCAGGCACCCACCACUGCAGGUCUUAGUCAUGACAAAUGGGAAAUUGAUCCAAAUGAGCUGAAUCUCCUGGAGGAAUUAGGGUCAGGUCAGUUCGGUGUGGUGAGACAUGGUAAACUACGGUGCCUAGACGUGGCUGUGAAGAUGAUGAAGGAAGGAACAAUGAGUGAAGACGAGUUUAUUGAAGAGGCAAAAGUCAUGACGCAACUGCGGCACACCAACUUGGUCCAGCUAUAUGGUGUAUGCAGCAGACACCGCCCCAUCUAUAUUGUCACAGAGUACCUACGACACGGCUCAUUGCUACACUAUCUACGUGCCAAUGAGAGAAGCUUAAUUAACAACACUGAUGUACUAUUAGACAUGUGCUUGCAGGUUUGUGCUGGUAUGGCCUAUUUAGAGAAGCAAAAAUUUAUCCACCGUGAUCUAGCAGCAAGAAAUUGUCUUGUUGGAGCACAGAAUGAGAUCAAAGUAGGAGAUUUUGGUCUUGCUCGGUAUGUCGUUGAUGACGAAUAUACAGGUUCUGGUGGUGCCAAGUUUCCGAUCAAAUGGGCGGCACCUGAAGUAUUAAACUUCAUGAGAUUUUCGUCAAAGUCAGAUGUGUGGGCAUUUGGUGUGCUGAUGUGGGAGGUGUUCACAUGUGGGAAAAUGCCAUAUGGACGGAUGAAAAAUGCAGAGGUAGUGGAAAUGGUCCAGAAUGGACGAGUUCUGGAACAACCAAGAUUUUGCCCAGAUUAUGUGUUUAGUGUUAUGCGACAAUGCUGGAUUCCGACUGCUGAGAUGCGGCCCUCGUUCAGUGAUAUAGGUAGAAGUUUCCCCGAUGAAUGACUUGCAUCAAGUGUCUUACCCCCUCCUCCUCCAGCUCACACCUGACAUGACACCGCCUCUUGAAAAGGAGACGAAACCUAGUAGUCGAGGUUUUAGUAAUUUUUUUUUUUUUUGUAAUAUAUUAUUGUGAGAAACACUGAUUUUUUUACAAAUUUUCUUGUGAAAAAUAUUAAGCUACUUUGGAGUGUCAGUGUCCAAAAGAGGUAAAAGGUUUUUAUACAAAUGAAUGCAUGUGAUAAUGAACUGUUAAAAGAUCUUAAUACCUAAGGUCUUCUAAUAUUAUGUGGAAUUGAACAAAAUAUUUUUUCUGCUCUAAACAGUGUCCACAGUUUAUGAACAUUUCAUCCAGAUCAUACAAUAAAUUUGUGCAAGCUUUCUGGAUGGAAAUUUGCAAUCUUUAUCAUGACAAUUGAUUCUGAUGGCUUAAAAGACAUUCACCUGGAGAGAAUCUCUCACAUUGUUGAUGGUGUUCUCCUGAAAGAGAUGUUUGCAGGAACUACGUUCAAUCUACAGAGAGUUUCAGAGAAUGUAUAUUCUCUAGUAGGUUGAAAAAUGGGACUGUCAGAGAAAUCAUUUUGAAGAAAAAUGGAAGUUAUCAGAAGGAUGCAGACGUUAACAGAUGUGUAUGAAGUUGAGUUGACUAUAAUAUGUAGAAGAUAUUAUUAUGGUACAUGGACUAUCCUACACAGGGCUGAAGGCAAGUACAAGAAAAGUUGAACUUAAGAAAAAGUUGCAAUAUUCUCAACGUACUUAAAGAUUGUACUAAAUUUAAGAACUUCCUAUUAAGGAAGAAUUAUUUAUUCUGAAAGGUAAAUUAUGCUUACCUUGCUCCAUAACAGUAAUUGAGCCUGUUUGUGUACCAUUUCUUUACAUGUGUAUCGAAAAGUCAUAUCUGUUAUUUAACAAAAAUGCCAAUUUAUUCAUAUCAAUGCUUCCAAAGUUUUAUUAUGUUGAGGAAGGCAGGGCAAAUGUUGGACACAGAGGUGGUGCUGGCUUUGUCAGUCAUUACUCAGUUUAGAAAUUAAGGGACCAGUGAGUGAGCACUUACGUUAUGUUGUAUUCAAGUGGAUGCGUUAUCCCCACCUUUUGACGGUGGACUAGAUAACAUUUUGAUAUUAGUUUAAGCCAUUCAUUGUUAAAGCUAUGUAUAGUACAGUAUCAGUAACUUGCAAAAUUAGUUCUUGCAUCCAAGUUCCUGUAUUUGGCUUUGAAAUAAUUAAAAUUUGGUGAAUAUGUAUUUUGUAUAAUGUUAUCUAGUUGACUUAUAUACUUCAUACUUGUAAGAGCCAAUAUGAAUCACUAAUAUAGUUGGGUUCACAGUUAAGAACAUUGUGUGUCAAUUAGGUAGUAAACUGUUGCAUUCUUAGUGGUGACAUAUAGUUUGAGCUCAGACAAGCCACCAUUAAGUAGUACAAUUUGAGUACUUAGUGACCUUGAGGUAAGCAAGCUAAUUUAUUUGUCCAUCCUUUUGCCAUGUCUUGGGUCUGAGGUCAAAACAAACUUGGUAGAGUUUGUAAUGUAUCAUAAUUUUUAUAUGUACCAUACUCAUUCACUGAAUGCUAUUCAAUCUUUUUAAAGUAUUUUGCAUUUUUAUAUUGGUAUUUGUGGUGAAAGUUUAAGUGUAGAUGACAUGCAUAUUGUACUGCUUGUCUGGUAAUGUUUUUUUAUAAACAUUAAAAAUCAAAAUGACACUAUAAUAUACAGAGUAGAGUACUUCCUAUCUCUUUGUUAGGUGGAGAGACAACAGAUUGAAAUACUCAAGCAUGUUGGCCACUUUUUUAUCAUAAUAUGCUGAGCCUCUUUAUAAGAUUCUUUCAGGAGAAAUGGAGUAACUGAAGUGUGACAUAAGAUGCAGUUGUAAAGUUCUUUUCCUUGAAGUUUGUUAAAAUGUUAAAGCAAUGGCACUGAGAAAAAGUAAAGCAUCUUAGAAUAGGUAAAGAGUUUCAGUGCAGAUUCUUAUGUUUUAUGUAAUAUUUUACAUGUACUGCAAUAUUUAUCUAGUCUGAUAAGAAAUUUACAUUGUUAAUUAAAAUUAAAUUCUUAAAAUGAUCUUUACAAAUGUCAGUGAGAUUGAAGUCAAGUUGUAAUGCAGUAUUUAAUUGUAGGAAUCCUAUAGGAUGUCCAUAAUUCGUUAUUUAGGUCUUAGCUGAGCAGUGUCUUCUAUUUAUAGAAAGUAUUAUAAAAUCAUAUUGUCUGUGAUUUAUGAUAUUGGUAAGAGUGUAGGAAUAAUGUGGUAAUGCGAAGCGCAUGCACGCACACGCACAGUCUUUUUCUUGUGGUUAUACACACGUACAUUCUUUCAAUGUUAGAUUAGUAUUUACAAUGUUACAACGGAACUUAAGAAUGGUGUGCCACUUCUUUGUAGACUAAUAUUUUUUUUAUAAUUUUUUUCUGUAUAGUACAAUUACUUGGUUCUUUAUUUUCUUUGGACUAGUCCUUCCAUAUCUGGAUAAACCCACUUGCAGGAAAAAAAUGUUUCUUCUCACUUAUAUUAUGACUGCAAUUAAAAAUAUUCGCUGGAAGCUUAAUAAAAGUACUAUGGUAACUUCUUUAAUAAAACAUCUUAGACACAAAACUACAAUAACUCAAAGUGCCUAGAUGAGUUCGUAUUGCUGUGUUUAUUGUUGGUAUGACAUAUAGCUUGAUUACUUGGCAUAUUUAUAACACUGCUCGGCUCACUAUACUAUCCCUAACAUUUUGUUGUAUUUAAUUACUAAUUCUCUUACAUUAUAUUUUAUAUUUUAUAUAUAUAUAUAUAUAUAUAUAUAUAUAUAUAUAUAUAUAUAUAUAUAUAUAUAUAUAUAUAUGUAAAACAUAAUACAGUGCAGUAAUUUCAAUAUUAUUUGCAUGGUGCAAAGCAGGUGAAAAAGAGGCCUUACAGAUAACAAGGAAUUAUCUAUAUUUCCAUUCUUUUUAUUAGUUUCAAAUAGAACAUAAACAACUACAUUGCGAGGCUACUCUUGUGCAUUCACCUUGCUCAAAAAUUCAAGUUUUCAGAAAAAAAACUAGUCUUUCCAUGGAUUCUUAUUUUCACGGAGAAUGUUCCCAGUAUUUUCUCUGCUCGCAUCCAUUUCAUAAUUCUUAAAAAGCACAAAAUACAAAGUGCAAACACAUCUUAUAAUCAAAGUUGUUAAAUAUUGACCAAUCAGGAAGAACAACACUGGCAACAAUCCCUCACAUUUUGGGAUUAUCCAUUUAGUAUUCUCCUGCAUGCUCAUUCACAUGUACUAUGCGUUAAUAUGCAAACCCAUUUUUAACACGAAUAUACGUACUAUACAGUAUUGACAUACUACUAUUAUACAAGUCAAAUUGGGCACAAUAUUGGUAUUAAAUAUAUAAUGGGUUCAGCACAUCAUGACAUUGAAGUGACAUAUUACUAUGCAAUUUUUAUAAAACACUGUCCUUUUCACACCAGCAUUUUCAGUUAGCAGCAGUCUGCCUUGGUUGCAUCAUCCUCAAUGUCUCAGAUACCAGAGUUUGUAAUAACUUGUGGAAUCCUGAGUCACAUAUCGUGCGAUGGUAAAGAAAUAGUAUUACAGUACAGUAUUUUAAUUGCUUAGUAUAAUUAUUGAAAAAUUCUUAAUAUUGGUAAUAUAGUAUUCAGAAAUGUAGUCGUUAGUCUGUUAAAACAAAACAAAAAAAUACUAAAUUAGUAUCAUAACUCAUUAUUUAUCUGAUAUCAAGCUCAAUUUCAUCUUGAUAUCUAAUAGAAGUUGUUCUUUUAAGAGUGCACGAGUUUGUGAAAAUUAUUUUUAAUUACACACAGGAUAGUUUGUUGUUAUAAAUGCUACAUAUCAAGGUGCACAUAAAUUAUGUUUAGUGACAAAGGUUAAAACCUUUCUUUGUGACCCACCUUCACACCUUGUACAAUAAUUACAGUUCAGUUAGUGUUCCUUUAUGUGGCACAGUGUUGUUGAUAGUGCUGUACAUGGUCACAACAAGCAAAGUCAUGACAGUUGUUAAAAAAAAAAAUUGCAUUUGGUAAAGUUUAUUGUCAGGUAGUACCCUAUAGUCAUUCUGGCUUAGUGUUUUCUUUUGAUAAUUACUUGGUCAUUGUGCAAACAUUCACUUAGUAUUAUUUCAAAUUUACUACAUUGCAGUAAUAAUUAGCUUUUCUUGCUGAGUUACAGAUUCACAAAUUGCAUUUUAUGUCACAUUUUUCAACUUCCACAGACAGUAUUGUGCACAAAUUGCUACUCCUGUGAAAUAGCUCAAACUUCCUCAAAUUCUCACAGUUGGCAUAACUGGAGUGAAUGUUAAGCAAUGUUAUCUCUAGCAACCAUUUAACUUGUUUCCUAAGAAUCAUACAAAAUUGCAAAGUACUUCUUUCCUAUUCCCAGAUAGCAUUACUGUUUCCUGAUAAGCUUGGCAUUCCAGGUUCGAAUAAUCAAUAGACGAUAUUCAGCCAUGGUGUACUUAGUGAAGAUGUAUGGCCUAAUGCAUAAGGAUGGUAAAUGCCAAAAAGUAUUUUUUUAUACAUAGAAUUAGGAUAUUAUGGUGAUAUCAAUAUUCAGUGGAUAUGUUUAAGUGAUUUUUGUAAAAAUGUACAGUAUAUGAAUUUUAAAUAUUGCAUUAUCUUUCGGCUGUCACUAUCAAAAUUAACAUAACCAUUAAUAAAAGAGUAUAUAUAUA
Procambarus clarkii (red swamp crayfish) is the source of this 6012-nucleotide messenger RNA. Lineage: Eukaryota; Metazoa; Arthropoda; Malacostraca; Decapoda; Cambaridae. The record is from RefSeq and is a predicted model, not a curated record.